AUGCCUGCUGCAGUGGCUCAAAGUGCUUCCAUGUGCAUGCUACAGACAGAACCCACUAGCACAGAUCUACAAGAGAAAGGAGAAAUUGAUAAAGAGCUCCAAGGAAAAUGUCUCAGAAUGGUCUCCGCCGUGACUCCUGUAAAGCUAUCCUGCUGCUAUGUAGUGAACAUGGGUCUCACUGUGGCUGUAAUUACACUUGUAGCUUUGUCAGUGAGAAUAGAAAAACUGGUCACUAAGUACUCUGGACCUUGCUCUCCCACCCGCCCAACAGAUUGGAUUGGAUUUGGAAGACAAUGUUUUCAUUUUUCUGAACACACAAAUAACUGGACAUCCAGCCAGACCUCCUGUAUGGCACUAGCAGCCCAUCUAGCUCUGUUUGAUAGUCUGGAGGAGCUAAAUUUCCUGAAGAGAUACAAUGGUGAUUCUGACCACUGGAUCGGCCUGCACACAGAGUCACCAGAGCACCCUUGGAUGUGGACAAACAACACUGAAUAUAACAACUUGGAUCCUAUCCGAGGAGAAGAAGAAUAUGCCUACCUGAGUGACAAUGGAAUCAGCCGUGGCAUAGGAAAUGGAUUUGUAGCAAGUCUAAAGUUACUCUUUCCAAUGGCCAGGGAUUUUAAAUGCAGGGUAGAGAAUGUGCCAGUUCAUGCCUGA
Molecule: messenger RNA, 657 nt
Organism: Chionomys nivalis (European snow vole)
Lineage: Eukaryota; Metazoa; Chordata; Mammalia; Rodentia; Cricetidae
Product: C-type lectin domain family 2 member E-like
Exons: 5
Coding region: 1-657 (218 amino acids)
Cellular component (GO): external side of plasma membrane
Source: RefSeq, a predicted model, not a curated record